AGCAGAACUCGAGCCAAAGGCGGAUGAGAAAGGAUCGGCGAUUGUUUGCAGACGACAUUUGUAUCGAUUGCAGUUGUUUCUGCUUUCUAAGCACUUUUGAUGAGAUCCACCAUUCAAGCCAAAGCAGACGAAGUGUUCAGUCGGAUACAGUGAAAGUGUGUUGGAUGCAACAUUGGGCACUGUAUUAAUUUGUUACCAUUAUUUAUAAUUGGAUUGUGAAAAAGUGCAAAGAAUGGCAGACAGCCCGCAAACCCCUCCAUCACCGAAUAAAUCGGAUGAGUCUCCAAAAAGCUCGAUCCAGGUAGUUACUAGUAAAUCGGCAGGUUCAGAUGACCGUAAAAUCGAGGUCAAGGUCUCGCCACUGGGUGACAAGAAUGUUUCCAUAGAGAUAAAGAAAGGUCAAGGUGAAAAUGAAGACAAGCAAGAUGAAAAUGAUCCAAUACAAGUGAAACCUAUUACUGACGAAGAAGUAGAAGAAAUUGUGUCGAAAUAUAAGUCAAUCGAUGAAAAGGACCUUAAAAAGUAUUUGGACUUUUUCUGGUCAGUGGAUGAGUAUAAAUUUGGAGCGUUCACCGUCCAUCAACUAGCGUAUCGUCUUGGAUGCAGCGGUCAUCGUUUGACCAACCAACAAAUUGCGAGGAUGUUCAGUGACCUUGACCAAGACAACGACAUGUUGGUAUCCCUGGACGAAUUCCUUACAGAUAUGGCCAAACCGAAGAGGCAAACGCUCUCGAAGUCCGAACUGAAAGUCUGGUUCGAUCGCUUCGAUACUGACCACGACGGUUAUGUCACGCGCAAAGACAUCAUGGAAACAGUGGAAUCCCUCGGAGCGUACAUGCUAACCCCGCACUUGGACGAGUUCAUGAAGCAUGAUAGAUCAGGGAAUAUGGAACGCCUUGAUUUCGAGGAAUUUUGUUUUGCUUACAAGAUGUCACCGCAAUAAAUUAAUAGUGAAAUUCAAAUUUAGAUAGUUUGUGUAGUCUGGUUGUUUUGACUGGCCGUGGAGAAUUUAAUGUUUAAACGCUUUAAAUAUUAAGAGCCUUUAACAGAAUACAAAAACCGUAUGAUAAUUGCAGAAUACAUAGCAGCAAUUAGCAGUACAAUAUUUUAUUAAGCUUAUUUUGGAACGUAAAAAACAACAGCUGGUCAAAGGAGUCGAACUAUACAGUACAUUAAUAAUAUCGAUGAAAGCCAACGGUUCUAACUGACAUUUAAUACACGGCAGAUAGAACAUGUUAGCUUUAUCUUCUAGAUGUAGCACACGGAUAUACAUUAACAGUAUUGUUGUUUGGUGAUAUUGUAUGAUUCUUUGGUCGAAUGUUCUGAGGCGAAUGAAAUGUACAAGUGCGAGGGUACAACGUGGACGUUAAGUUAGCUAUGGUUCAAAUAACCAAACGAGAAUCUUGCCUGGGAACUAGGCGAAGCCGGGUGUAGGUUGACCUAGCAUUUCUCAUAUUUCUUGUAUAUCUCGAAUUUACUUUUGCUUUUCAAGUUUUUUAAACAGAAUACAUCUUGUACUUAAUAUUUCAAAAGCAUCA
Mya arenaria is the source of this 1538-nucleotide messenger RNA. RefSeq lists its product as uncharacterized. Bases 233 to 943 code for a protein of 236 amino acids. The transcript has 3 exons. The record is from RefSeq and is a predicted model, not a curated record. NCBI's taxonomy places the organism in Eukaryota, Metazoa, Mollusca, Bivalvia, Myida, Myidae. Gene Ontology annotation, molecular function: calcium ion binding.